CUGCAGCCCGCGUGCUCCAGUGCGCACCCCGUGACACGAAGGAAGGAGCCACAGGAACGCCCUACUUGUGCAAGUGAGCCUCUUCUGGUCUGGGGCUUACAAUCCUGGUUUCAUGGUGAAGGUAGUUGCCCCUCACAUUUUUGACAGCCUUCUCAGAGAUGCAUUUGAGGGAGGGGACAAUUUUAAAGGAACCUGGAGGGAAACCAUCAACCACAGCCUGAAGACAUCCAUUUGGGAAUGACGUGUGAUUCCAAACCAGAGACUCUCUUCAAAAGGUAACCAUUGCAAUCAAGACACCAGAGCAAGGCCCGAGAGGCCGCUGGUGCCAAUGGCCACAGUGGACGGUGGUGACUUCCCUGAGCAGCCCAUCAAAGCCCGUGGUGGUGAAGAAGAUUCAGGGCAGAGGGAAACGACCACCACAAGAUGUGCGCCAGUUCCCAGAGAAGUGAAACGGAAGAGAAACCCGUCACCAAGAAAGGUCCAGACUUCUGCUCACUGCGCUACGGGGUGGCUCUCAUCAUGCACUUCUCCAACUUUACCCUGAUCACCCAGCGCGUGAGUCUGAGCAUCGCCAUCAUUGCCAUGGUGAACGGCUCUCAGCAGCUAGGUCCAGAGAACGCCUCCACCGAGGGGCCUUUGACAGACCCGCUUGGUGACCCCAGCACAUCCAUCAAGGAGUUGAAUUCACGGGCCUCUGUGUAUCAGUGGAGCCCCGAGACUCAGGGUGUCAUCUUCAGUUCCAUCAGCUACGGGCUGAUACUGACGCUGGUCCCAAGUGGAUACCUGGCGGGGAUAUUCAGUGCGAAGCACAUGCUGGGCGCAGGUUUGCUGAUCUCGUCCCUCCUCACUCUCUUUACUCCCCUGGCUGCUGACUGUGGAGUGAUACUGGUCAUUGCCGUUCGCACAGUCCAGGGCAUGGCCCAGGGGAUGGCGUGGACAGGUCAGUUUACAAUUUGGGCAAAAUGGGCACCUCCGCUUGAGCGAAGCAAGCUCACCAGCAUUGCGGGGUCAGGAGCAGCAUUUGGGUCUUUCAUCAUCCUUUGUGUGGGGGGAUUAAUAUCACAGGCAUUGGGCUGGCCUUUCAUCUUCUACAUCUUCGGUAGCACUGGCUGUGUCUGCUGUGUCCUGUGGUUCACUGUCAUUUAUGAUGACCCCAUGCGUCACCCAUGCAUAAGUGCCAGGGAAAAGGAACACAUCACGUCCUCACUGGCUCAGCAGUCCAGUUCUGCUAGAAGAUCUGUACCCAUAAAGGCUAUGGUCAGAUGUCUUCCACUUUGGGCCAUUUUCACGGGUUUUUUCAGCCAUUUCUGGUUGUGCACCAUAAUCAUAACAUACCUGCCGACAUACAUCAGUUCAGUGCUCCAUGUUAACAUCAGAGAUAGUGGCGUUCUGUCCUCCCUGCCUUUUGUUGCCGCCUCGAGCUGUACAAUUCUAGGAGGUCAGAUGGCAGACUUCCUUCUGUCCAGGAAUCUUCUCAGCCUAAUCACCGUGCGCAAGCUCUUUUCUUCCCUCGGGCUCCUCCUCCCAUCGCUGUGCGCCGUGGCUCUGCCCUUCGUUGCUUCCAGUCACAUUACGACCAUCAUUUUGCUGAUACUUAUUCCCGGAACCAGCAACCUGUGUGAUUCAGGGUUUAUCAUCAAUACUCUAGACGUGGCCCCCAGAUACGCAAGUUUCCUCAUGGGAAUAUCCAGGGGAUUCGGGCUCACGGCAGGAAUCAUCUCUUCCACUACCACCGGAUUCCUUAUCAGUCAGGAUUCUGAGUCUGGAUGGAGGAAUGUGUUUUUCCUGUCUGCUGCAGUCAACAUGGUUGGUCUGAUCUUUUAUCUCACAUUUGGACAAGCAGAAAUCCAGGACUGGGCCAAAGAAAGGACUCUCACCCGCUUCUGAGUAUAGAGUUGAAAACCUCAAUGUAUACUGAGGCCUAGCUCUGUAACAAAUUUUAUACCACCAUUUGUUCUUCAUAUUCCUGAGCGUUGACAUAGCUGGAUGCUACAUUUUCCUAAGGAGCCUCAAAAAUUAUAUCCCUUGGUCCCACUUCUGAGUGAAUUGGUCUGGAGUAGAGGCCAUGGGCAUGAAGUUUUCCAACAUGAAGCCACAGUUGACAACUAGUGGGAAAAUCUGAAGUCAAUUCUGUUGAACUUUCCUCUUUGCAAAGUAUAGGGUGAAUUUAAAAAAAUCUCCUUGAAAAUAAUCUAAUAAAUACUUUCAUGGGAAAAGUUAUGAACACAGAGAACUGGAAAUUGUAACCAUACGUGUUAAACUCAGUAUAGGGCAGAGUUUUAAACCUCUAAGCCAUAGAUUUAACUUUUUACUUUUUUAAUAUACUGUGAAAUAAGAUGUUUAUUUAUGUAAUUAAAUUCUAUUAAAAUGCAUGUGCUAACAUU
This is a messenger RNA of Jaculus jaculus (lesser Egyptian jerboa), 2384 nucleotides long. Its product is annotated as sodium-dependent phosphate transport protein 3. Gene Ontology annotation, biological process: transmembrane transport; monoatomic anion transport. The record is from RefSeq and is a predicted model, not a curated record. Gene Ontology annotation, molecular function: transmembrane transporter activity. The transcript has 12 exons. Lineage: Eukaryota; Metazoa; Chordata; Mammalia; Rodentia; Dipodidae. Bases 424 to 1887 code for a protein of 487 amino acids.